Rhagoletis zephyria (snowberry fruit fly) is the source of this 2010-nucleotide messenger RNA. RefSeq names its product mpv17-like protein. The record is from RefSeq and is a predicted model, not a curated record. Gene Ontology annotation, cellular component: mitochondrion; membrane; cytoplasm. Lineage: Eukaryota; Metazoa; Arthropoda; Insecta; Diptera; Tephritidae.
CUUUUGUGCUCAGUAAAUUUGGGUUGAUUUUGCGCUCGUCCACUGGGUGGUUAGUCGGUAGUAACUCUCUUCGAAAAGGGUGUGUUAUGUGCAGUUGACAAGCAGUGGAAAAGUGUCCAUAGGAAUAAUAAAAAUAUCUCCUUAUAAUAAAUUAUUUUUAGUAAUAGCUAAUUACAUAGUAACAAAGUAUCAAAAUAUAGCUUUAUAUUGGUGAAUAUGUCCACUUUUGUGAAUGCUGUGCGUGGCCUCUUCCGACGCCAUCCCUUUCUCACCAACAGUGCAAUCUAUGGCAGUUUGUAUGUGGGCGCUGAGUAUUCUCAGCAAUAUUUAAUGAAGCAUAUGCUGCCAAAAAACGAUGCGGAAAAAGAGGAUAUCGAUUAUGCCACAAUAGGUCGGUAUGCUGUAAUGGGCACAACCGUUUACGCGCCAACACUCUAUAUAUGGUACAAAUGGUUGGAUAGAACGUUUCCAGGAACUGCUAAGCCCAUAAUCAUAAAGAAGCUGGUCUUGGAUCAAUUUGUGUUGACACCAUACUUGUUGACUGUCUUCUACACAGGCAUGUCGCUUAUGGAACGCGCAGAGGAUCCCUUCAAGGAGUUGCGCGAGAAGUUCGUUCCCACAUUUUUACGUUCCUGUACCUUCUGGCUGCCGGUACAAACAUUAAAUUUCAUUUUAAUCGCGCCGAGAUUUCGCGUGAUUUACAUGGGCGUUUGCGGUUUCAUUUGGGUGAAUAUACUGUGCUGGAUUAAGAGGCAGCGAAAUGAGUUGCAGUCGGAGAGUGAGGUGAAAGUGGCGGCUCAGUAAAUGCACGAAAUAAGAACUUAGCCGAAUUUAAAAAUAACCUUUUUGUUUUUUUAAGCGCGUAGUUAGUUAGAAAACGCAUUGCACGGCGAUUUGAGUUUAUAUACAUAUAUACUACAAAGCCAAAAGAAGGCUUUGUAUGCUUACAUUUCCGAAAGUGAAAAUAAGUAUCGAAGUAGAGCUUUAAUUUUUAAGUUAAUACACAUCGGAAGAGGGUAAAACACAAUGAGCAGCUGAAAUAAAAAUUUUCUAAAAUCUAAAGUUUCCCAAGUUUUCUAAAAAAUCGUUCUAGUUCUGAACUUUUUCUUCCAUGUGAUUGUGUUUUUGCGUUUCGCUCCCGGAAAAAAGAAGUGGUCUCAGAGAAAAAAAGUUCUGAACUAAAACGAUGAAUCCGCCUUAAUGGGUCUGAAAGGGAAAGGAUUAACACUAGCAACUGAGCAACGAUUUUAAACUGCUCCUUUCCAGCCUAUCGUAAAGCGGCUGAAAUGGGUUCCUUUCUGUUAUUUUAAUGGAUUCAAGCAGACUCGUCAGAUUAUUGUUGAAAGGAUCUUCAUGCUUAUUUAUGAUUUAUCUAUCAAUGUACAUUUUUAUUCCAUAAUAGAAUGUGCAUUCAAAGUCAGAUACUCUUGAAAAACCCUUAUUCCAAGUGAAUCUGGUCAUGCGACUUCCAACCUUAAAGCUUUCCUAAGCAAUUUUAAGGAUGUUCCAUUUAAGAAUAUACAGUGCACCGACAAAAGAGUUUACAAUAAUUACAUUGCCAUGGAAAACCUUGACUUAAUAAGGAUUCUUUAGGGGCAUCAGUAUCAGAGUAAUUGUCUAUAAGUAAGUUAACAAAUAAAAUACCUUAGGUACACUCCGACAGCUCCGUAAUGAAUGUCCCUAUUAUUAAAUCUGAGCUUUUUUUUUGUAAUUUUGUCAGAGUAGCACGUUUUAGAAGUUUUUCAUAGAUACUAAUAUGAAAAUUUUGCAUAAGGUUAGGUAGUAUCUAAGUAACCUCGUUUGGAUUAUGUAAUUUGUAAUUCUGUUUACGUUGAAAUGAGAUGAAAGCAACUUGCUAAAGAAAUUUUAUAUUAAAUUACUAAAUUAAAGGCGGUGCAAUAUUUGCUAACAAUUACAUAAAGAAGCGCUUUUUUUAUUUUGAAAUAACUACAUAUGCACAAAUUGUAAAAGUGAUUUAAAAUAAAAUAAUUGGCUACAAAAAAUACAUAC